GUGAGCAUCGUCGCUUGGUGUUUUUCCCUCUUGGUCAAAACCUGCCAGAUACUUCACUUCUUCACGUGGACACCAGCUCUUGGACUCUUUCUACCAAGUGUCAGAUGUUGCGGACGAAGCUCGGUUCUCUCAGCAGACCUCAACCAGCUUGAAAGAAAAGUUUUUACGAGGCGCGAUUAUCGGAAAAACUUGUAAGGUGGAUUUAGAGCGUGUUGUCUGGCUUCCCAAGUAGACGCUUUGAACUUGAACUCUGGGUAUCAGGGAUGCUGGGACCCUGAACUGGGAUCAGUUUGACAGCGGAUGCUUCAGUCUGCGGAGUCCGACGCAGCGUUCCCUCUCAUCAGACCUCACUCCUGGCACCUGGCAAAGCUAUCGGAGCCACCCCUCCCUCCCCCUCCCCUCCUCCGUCUCCUCCUCCUUCUCCACCCUGCCUCCCCCCUGCAGACUCCCCUCCUCUCCCCCCUCCUCCCCCUCUGUCUGCCCAUGCAGCUCCACCCCGGCUCGUACACACUACCCUGGCACACAACUGACAACAGUGACUUGUCCUUGCAGUGGGGUCAGCUCUCCAGACCUUACUCCUCCACUGACCGAAGCAGUUCCCUGGGCUCCAUGGAGAGCUUGGACGCACCUACACCCACCACACAGCCUUACUCUGACUCCCACAAUUCACCUGUCGACCCCACCCUCUUCAACAACAAAAGAGACUCUGCUUACAGCUCAUUCUCCGCCAGCUCAAACACAUCAGACUACGCGACAGUGCCACUAAGGCCCGGUGAAGCCUGCUCUAUGGAUAACCUCCUCCAGAGCCUGGGGCCGGCUUGUCGAGGCUACCCUGGUGGUGACGCCUCAACCCUGGUGAGCUCAUCUGGCGAGGCCACGGAUGAGGCACAGCUUAUUGUCAUCAAAUCCAGGUCGCUGACAAGGCCAAGAACAAGGCCUGUUGAACUAAAAGAGAGGCCUUCCUCCUGUUGUUAUGAGGAAGAGCGAAGAGGAGGAGACUUUGAGAUCAUUAGAAAUGGAGAAAGAGGAGCUGAGAAGAAGGUGAACCCUCCUCAGCCUCCAACCAGGAAGGACAGUUUUAGGGCAACCCGGAGUCGCCCUAAUGUCGCUAACAAACGUUGCGUUUCUGCUCCGAUUGAAAUUUCCAGUGUUUCUUUUUACCAUGAUGAAAACAAGUCGUCUCUGAAUGUUGAAUCAGGAAUUCAAAACGGCUUCCCUGCACCAGAAGACAAAACUGGGGAUUUCAAAGAGGAUACCGUAGACUCGCACUAUAUCCAAAGACAGACUGAAGACGUCAGACAUGUCAGAUGUGAUACUAGUGCAAAUAAAGACUGCAAUUCAGACACCACCUCAGAUCGCCUCUCUGACCCAGUGACAGACUCCCUAGUACCAAUCACCUCCUCCCAUUCUGGCUCUUUACCAUCAGAAUCCCCCAUAGGCGUUCAAAAGCACUCCCAAACCAAGCACUCCUCUACGGGGCUGCAUCGGCACAGCGCCCCCGAGAAGCUCCUCGCUACACAACUUCAGUUAUUGCAGUUUAACAGUGACAGCUCUUCACUGGAGCCUCUUAAUCUGCCUUCUGAUCCCUCCUUGUCCCCUUGUGGCAGCCAGUGGUCCCACUCAUCACUCCAGCCAACAAGGGAAGACCAGGAAGCUUCUCACAACCACGUCAACGCACCAUCAAACAAAUGGGGAGGCAGCCGUUGCUCCACCCCAGGAUCUGUGUUUUUGGAAGGCGAUGAUGAAGAUGGAAAUUCAAGUGAAAGGCUGGAAGGUGUGAAUGGUGGGUCCCUCACGCAAAUUGAGCAUCACAUUACUUGGGGUCGCUCUGUGAGCGUACCAGGGGAUCCCACUGGAUCGUCAAACCAGGGAAGGUUGAGUGCUGAUCAGAUACUAGAGAGAGAUUUUGAGCCUCUUAGUGCUGCUGCCAGCAUGGAUACCCUGUUGGAGGAGCAGAGAGCAGUGGAUAGAGGAAAAAGUGGAGGUAAAAAUGAGGAGGGUAUAGCAGGAGAGACAGAUAUGAAGAAGUCACACACAUCCAGGAACCAUCGUCGGAACCGCCGUCGAAGCGAAAGAUUUGCCACAAACCUUCGCAAUGAGAUCCAGAGGAAGAAGGCCCAGCUUCAGAGGAGUCGUGGCCCAGGAGGGUUGCUCUGUAGUGGGGAAACUGUCCAGGAAGAGGAGGGUCCAGACCUCAAUGAGGAAGGGGCAGACUCAGAAGUGCCUGCCCAGGAAAGGAGUACCAAAGUCGCAUUUGCCUCUGCUGUUAUCCCCCAAGAUUCCAGCACCAUAGCACCAGUUGAGAAAUCAAACACCUCAAGUGAAUCAAACCAUGAUGUCUCAACAACCUACACUCAAACCAACAUAUCCAGGUCAGUCCAGAUUCUGGACCCGGGAGUUCCCAAUUUUGGUGUCGGAAUCCGAGUGGUGGAGGAACCAGCUCCUGCUGGCAAAGCUCGCCGCUGGCGUUGGACCCCUGAACAUAAACUCCAACCAGAACCAGACCGACGGGGUGGAGUCUUGAGUGAGAAGGUGUUGGGAGUCACAGGGUCGCGGCAUGGAGUUUGUGCCUUCACCCCCUCUUCUUCAUACACUCGCUCCUCCUCCUGUUCUCGGAUGGAGGAGUCCGAUAUCCUUCCAUUUGCAGAUAGAAUGAAGUUUUUCGAGGAGACAAGCAAAUCUGGAUCCAGUCUGUCAAGCCACAGGCAGAAGAAACUCCCCAACCAUUCAGAGCUCCAGGGAGGGGACUUUAGUCAGUACUCUUCCCAAAGGAGAUACUCCUAUCAAGGGGGACUUCAGCAGGAAAGCACCCUGCUUCCAAACACUUUGGAAGCGAGGAGGAUGUCUGUGAGUACCAGCAGGGAGAGGCAGAAAGAGAAGGAGAGGGAACAGGCAAGGGAACGAGAGAGAGAAGAGAGGCUGAGAGAAAGGGAGAGAGAAAGACAGGAGAGGGAACUAGAAAUGGAGAGGGCAAGACUGAGGGAGAUUCAGCAGGAGAAGGAGCGCGAGGAGAGGGUGAGACAGUGGGAGAGGGAAAAAGAGAGAGAGCUUGAGUUGGAAAGAGAAAAAGAGAUGGAAAGAGCCAGAGAGAAGGAACGUCUCGAAAAAGAACGAGAGAAAGACCUGGAGAGAGAAAGAGAAAAAAAAAGGGAAGAAGAUGCUCAGCUCACGUCGCAUCAGGAGUUUUAUGGCAUCAAAGAAAGAAAUAAAGACUUCCAACCCAACUUUCAGCCAAAGCCUCAGGUGUUCUCCCACAGCCAAACCCAAAAUCAAGUCCCACGUUCGGCUUUUUAUCCUGUCAACACCCCUUCACAGCCCCCAGAGAACCAGCAACCUCUUCACCAGGGAUACACAGCAAGGAGCUACACGCCAACAGAGACGUAUCCCGCCCGGCAACAGGAAACGACCAAGCUCAACAGGAACUACAGCCUGACAGAGAGGGACUACUCAAGCUGGAGACGAGAGUCCAGACCUCCAGAGAAUCAGUAUCAUCAGCACCAUCAGGGUCGUUGGAGCCACAGGCAGGCUGACAGCAGCCAUGAAGAUCGCAACGGAUAUGUGUUUGCUCCCCCGCCGGCUCCUCUCUCCCUCAGAGGACGAGCCAUGUCUGAAAACGACCUCCGCUUUGACAGCAGCCAUCGCUGGUCGCCGUCAAUUUCCAUGGCGACCAGCCAGACCCUGAGCGAGGUGGAGGAAGGACCAGGCAGCAUCAGGGGAGGGGGAGGACAACCUGCCAACAAUGCCCGGCCAAACAGGAAGAAAACACCACCUCCACCGAGACCGCCGCCCCCGAAGUGGGAGCAGUUCCACCGCAGGCGUGCAUCCCACCACACCCUGUUCCCCUCUUCUUCUUCUUCUCCUCACUCCAUCCCUCCAUCUUUCGACACCGCAGAGGGACACUCUUUGACUCACUCCUCCUCAUGCGUCCCUCCAGCUGAAACAUCCAGACCGAGGUCCUACAGUCUUCCUCCAGAGAGGCAGGAAGUGUCGGAGGGCUGCCCGCGCUGCAGCUGCAACCAAACCCCGGAAUUUCCCCAUGCCUCGUCCAAUCAGAAUCACCCACAAAUGCAGGAACACCCCUUCUCUCGCACUCCGUCCAAUCAGAAUCAGGUUCAGUUUCAGGAUCGAGCUUUUACUAUUGCUCCGCCCAGUCCUAUGUUCUCCAGGAGGGGCUUCAGACCGGUGGCUCCGCCUCAGAAAGAGAGGGACCUGAGGGGCUCAUAUGUGCAGCAGGAGAGGGUGGAGCUUCUUCCAUCUCCACCUCCGCCUCCACCAACAGACGACAGUGUGAGCAGUUAUUCUGAGAUGAACAUCAGCCCCAACCAGGACAAAGUAACAGUGAAACCUCAGAAACAACAGUCCAACGUGAGACCAGGAGCCGAGUGGGAGAGAGUGCCAUCUCCCAGAGUUCACAGCGACUCAACCCUUCCACCUGUCCUAGAAAACGGAGGUGUUGGUGGCGUUUUACCCCCUGAAUCCUACUUCUCCAUUGACUACGAGCAGCAGCAGCAGCUUCGUAUGAGCAGAGGCUUUCAGAGCAUUGAUCCGCAGAAGAUCCCCGAACCAGGAACAGAAUCAGAGACCACCCUCAGCCCGAGUCCUGUGCACAGCCUGGACGCAGACCUGGACGUCCCCAUGGAGACAGACAUCGAUGAUUUCCAGGAGGAUGUUCCAGUGUUAGACGAGCCAAUCACCAGCGAGCUGCCAUGUUUCGCAUUGCCGGUUACGGUCCUGGAGACGGACAUCGACACAUUGCCGGCCUCUACCGAGGCCUCGCCGUCGGGCAGGACGAGGGCGGAGAGCAGCUCCCUGGAGGAGGAGCUGGAGGUCGGGGAGAGCAGCAGAGAGGGGCUGAGCCUCGAGGAGCUCUUCCCCCAGAGCAGCGAGGGAGAGUCGGGCAGAGAGAGCUGGAGAGGAGCCUACCAAACCACAGAGCACAACACCGACAGCUUGGAUAGGCGGUCCGGUGCGAGCUCCAGCUGCUCGUCCUAUUACAGCACGUCAGCAGCCAAAGCUCAGCUCCUGUCACAGAUGAAGGACUUCACUGAUAACAGGGAGAGGGACGAGGACGACGAGCUGACCUACAAGAAACAGCUGAUGGAGAGCCUCCGCAAGAAGCUGGGAGUGCUGAGAGAGGCUCAGCGGGGACUGCAGGAGGACAUCAGAGCCAAUGCGCAGCUGGGAGAGGAGGUGGAGAGCAUGGUGGUGGCGGUGUGCAAGCCCAACGAGGUGGACAAGUUCCGCAUGUUCAUCGGCGAUCUGGACAAAGUGGUCAGCCUGCUGCUGUCGCUGUCCGGGAGGCUGCUGAGAGUGGAGACCACGCUGGACACACUGGACCCUGAGACGGAGCACCACGAGAGGCUCCCUCUGCUGGAGAAGAAGCGUCAGCUCAUCAGGCAGCUGUCGGAGGCUCAGGACCUGAAGGACCACGUUGACCGCAGAGAGCAGGCCGUCAGCCGGGUGCUGGCCCGCUGCCUCUCCCCCGAUCAGCACAGAGACUACAGCCACUUUGUGAAGAUGAAGGCCGCCCUGCUGGUGGAGCAGAGGCAGCUGGAGGACAAGAUCCGGCUGGGAGAGGAGCAGCUGAGGGGGCUGAGGGAGAGCCUGGGGCUGGGGCUGGGAAUCGGUAUGGGAAUGUCGUUGGGAUACGGACAUUAUUGAAAGAAAUAAGAAAAAGCCUAAAGAGAUGAAGAAGCAGGAGGCUUGUAGCCACAUUAAAUCAGUUUCAGGAUUGAGACAAAAUGAAGAUGUGAUUUUAAAAAAGGCAGUGUAGAUGUUUGUGAAACCUUGAUUUACAGAUUGUCUUAAAGGAAUAGUUUGACAUUUUGGGGAAAUAUGCUGCAUCCCUUACAGCAUCAACAUCACUCUCAUGUCUGCCAGCAAAAAAAAACGCCUCACCAAUUGUCCAUUUGACCAACAAAAUGUCAAACUAUUCCUUUAAGGUUUAGCAGAGAUAUAGAUCCAGAAGUUUCAGAACCAAACCAACAGCUCAAACACCUGUCUAGUUUUUCGGUAGCACUUGAUGUUGGCUGAAACCAAAACAGGAAGACUGAACUUUGGUGCUUAAACACAACAAAGAAAAGACAAAGAAGAAGAAGAAGAAAGUUGAGCGAGGAAUCACAUAAACUAUUAACUAGAGACUUCAAACUUCUUAAAAUACAACAAACAUACCAGAAGUAUAAAUAAACUCAUCCCGUGAGAUGUGACUAGAGAGCCGAGAGCAAGUUGGCGGUUACAAAAGGAUUUGUACGUCGCUGAAACACGAGUUUGUGAUCAAAGAAAGAAAAGCUCAUUUUGUUCUCGAAUUUUACUCAAGAAGAAGACUGAAACUGCAGAACGGAUUUCAAUUGAGCUUGAUAAUUCACUUUUCAAACCUAAUAAGUGAAGAAAGGAAUUUAAAAUAACCACAUUUUAGUCUCACAGUAAAAUCUUUAUACUCUCUGCUUCACGUUUUGUGCCUGAACUUGUACUGUAAGACUGAGCUAAUGACGCCACACUUCUUCUAACACUACGUUGCCAAAGACAUUUUCUCUUGAUGAAUGUGUCACUGAGACGCUGCUUUUUGUUGAGUUUUGUAUUUAAAUCUCCUGAUUCAGAGAAUUGAAGGAGACUUUUUUUUCCGGUGCUUCACACUAAGAAACUGUGUUUCCGUUAGCAACGCUAAAGUCAGCAUUGUGACAUGCAGCAUUAUUAACUGCCUUUGGGAUUUUCUAUUUGUUGCUGGCUGACACCUGCAGUCAGCAAUACAAAAUAUACUGUAUUAUCUACUAUAGUAUCAUCAUAUCACUUUGUAUUCCCAAUUACUGUAACAAGUUUUACUGCGCGGAGUUUGAGACUCCGGCCACUCGUUAUACUGUCACGUGAUAAUUGAUAUGUACAGUGUUUAUAAUGUAUACGAUGUGUAUAUAGUGAUUUUUUGUUUUUUAAUGACUGGAAUUGGUUGUAAAAAAUUGGUUGUUAAAAAAGAAGGAAGAGUCGACGUUUACUGUAUAUUUUGAAGGACAAGAGUUUGGAUGACCUGAAACCAGAGUUGCAGUUUUUGUCGUUAUCUCGUUCAAGCAUUUGGUGACAUUUUCUUCUGCUCGCUCCAUUUGACGUUUAAAUCAUCCAUUUAGUAUGUAAUGGAGACGGUAGCAAGGUUCUGGCAAAUCCUUAAAAAGUCAUAAAGGCAUUGACUUCAUUAACCCAAAAAUAAGGCCUUAAUAAGCAUUAAAAUGUGUUAAAUCAAUCAUUCAAAAGUCUUAGACAAAAUGCUUAGACAUUGGACGUUGCAGACAUUGCAUUGCAAAAGCUUAAAAUAGUAGGCAACUUAAAAAAGUAAUAAUAAUUUGCUGAAUGCCCCUUGCAUUAACCAAAGAGUCACGUUUUAUGUUACAAUAAAUAUUUGAAAAUAAAAAAAAAGCCCCUAAUGUUAGGUGAUUGAUUUCUGUACUUUGUUUUCCAUCAGUAUCCACUACUGUAAAAUUAGUAUUAAAUUCCAAUUCAAGUGGCAUUAAAAGAUUGUUAAAAAAAGUUUUAAAUCUCACUCACUUUAAGUUGUAAGAAGCAUGUGUAGUUGAAAGAGGGCUUAUGUGAGUCACUUUCUUUUUCUGAAACAUGGCAAAUAAGUGUAUCACCCAAAACAUGUCAAACUAUUCCUGCAAACUUGAGUGAAAUGUGUAUUUUUGUACAUUUUAAAUUGCCACAACAGACAGAAAAAUUCUGAUUUCCCAAUUUGUGAAACAUUGACUGUCCUGAGCGUUGCGUUUGUUGACCUCUGCUAUCUGAGGAAAUCAAAUAAAGUAAAACAAAACACAAAAACUGCAGCUCUACAAGAGAUGGGAGGGAUUUGGAAGAGGACACGUUUUGAGAGGUGGACAUGCUGAAGUUAAGUAAAACCACAGAUACCUUUUAUUAUUUUCUACUUUUUCAGUUUCACUGGUUGAUCGAGCAAAUCUGCAGCUUAAAGUUUGUUAAAAGUUACAGUUUGACGCUCAGUUUUUGCUCUUUUCUGCAGUUUGUUCUCUGCUGUUUUAACACCAAACAACCCUGAACUCAAAGUGUCCACAUUUACUUGUACAUAUUACAUGUAUUCUUGUACUAUAACAGCCAUUUUCUAAAUCGACUGGAACCGUAUUGACUUGACGAGAGGAGAGAAAGUUGCUUGUUGAGAGUAUAUUUCUUCUGUUUGUGUUUUUCCUAUGUAAUUUUGAUUUAUUACAAAACCUUUUUGUAAAAUGCAUUACAGAGUUUGUAACUGCAAAAACACUCACGUGAGGAAAAAGUACCAUAAAUAAUAAUAAUAGUAUUUUAAACUAGCUUUACGUCUCCUGUCGUGAUUUAUAUCCGUCCUGGGUGAACGGCCUCUUUAUGUUUCUUUGGUAUCCGGCGCCGAAAUGAAUUCCCUUCUGGGGGGGGGGGACUGUUGUUUGAAUGUGGU
Messenger RNA from Plectropomus leopardus (leopard coralgrouper), 8419 nucleotides. The record is from RefSeq and is a predicted model, not a curated record. Lineage: Eukaryota; Metazoa; Chordata; Actinopteri; Perciformes; Serranidae.